AAUCAAUGGGUGGAAUCUCCACUGCACUUGAAGGGCCUAAAUCAAGAAUAGACACAUCUGAGACACAAGAAAUCAUUGAACUUAGAGCAAGAUUUCAGCUUGAUCUCAGCUUUAUCCAGAGGAUGAGGCAGUGAAACAUCUACUACGAGGUGAAAUACGGUACCCAAGUUCAGGAAUGGAUUGAGACUGUUCAUCAUGUAGUUCAAAAAUCAGAGGAGGUCUUUAUCUUCAAGUAUGACAUCUCUCAGCGGAAUCAACAAAUACAGGUAAAGCUCGGGAUUGAUUCGACUGGAGAAACCAAUAACAAGAAGACUAAAAAUGACCCUGCCUUCUAUGACACCGGAGUCUACUGAGUUGAAGCUGAUUUCUCAAUACUUGACUGCCUCUUGCUCAAAGGAGGGUACCAAAAAGCACAGAAUAUUGGGACAAAUAUGAAAGCUUUUCAAUUUUCCAAUAACAGGAAGAAACAAAUCAUUAAGGCAAGUAUCACUGAGAAUAAAGAUAAGGCCGAGGAACGGUUUAUCUUCAAGUGUGCUGGCUCUUUUGUAUGUGAUCAUCCUAUCUAUGUCGCAUGAUAUAAUUAUAUUAAAGAUAAGAGAAAUGAAUUAUUUACCACAAAGCUUUCCGUGAAAAGUAACGAAUCAAGAAAGAAAGGGGUUUUCUAUUUCGAACCGAUACAACUCCAUUCUUCCCAAUUCGAUGGCCCAUUUGAGGAACAAGAUGUCUUCUUUGAUUUUAUCUCUGUCUCAGAUGUAAGCACUAAAGAAGUGGUUGAGACCAUAAUAGGAUCUGUUUCCAUAAACCUUGAACCGUUAAUACAACUAGAUCCAAAUUCUCUACUCCAAAUGAAGAUUUGUGAUGAUAAUGAUGAAUAUGUGGGCAAAAUUAACUUUGGGUCUCCAAAGGUGAGGCCUGUGUAUUCAUUCUUGGAUUAUAAGAUCAACUUGAACAUUGAUUUUAUUCCUAUCCUAGCCCUUGACUUUUCUCUCAGCAAUGUGAUUGAUGCUCAAAAAGGUAACCAUGUGGUAAACGAUUAUAUACCUGUAAUAAAUCAUAUAAGACAGGUAUAUAAAGACAUCUCCAAUUAUUGACUAGGUUUUGGGUUUGGAGCUAAAACCUGUAACAAGCAGGUCAGAGCAUCUGACAUCUUCGCUCUCUCUGGAAACAUGUUUGAUCCAACAAUUGAGUAUAACAAGAUCUUGAAGUGCUACAAAGAAGUUGAAUCUCAGGUUGAGAAAUCUUUUCCCGUAAAGUUCACCCCAAUCCUUGAGCAUGCUACAAGCUAUGCUAAACACGAAUUUGGGCACCAUAAAAAUAGGAACUACUAUUGCUUGUUUUAUAUAACUCCUGGUGUGAUAGAUGAUGCUCAUGAGACAGCUGAGUUCAUCCAAGAGAUUUAUGACUUGCCUCUAACUGUGAACAUUAUAAAACUCCAAAACCCAUCUUACGUAGACACUAAUGAUGCUAAUAUUCUAUUGGAGGAAUUCAACUCAAAGAUGAAAGAGAAUAAGAGAAAUCCUCUGUUUGUUAUAGAUUAUCAGCGAUACAAAGAGGAUAAUAGUCUUGAAGAGUUUGAGAAGCAGUUGAUCCUGAACCUUCCUAAACAUGUCGACGAGUAUUACGACUCUCGAAAAUCCUUCUCUCACGAGUCAUCUAAGAUUUUGGAUAAUCACAGCCGAGUUCAAAGUUUGCCGACAAAAGCCUUUGCAGAUGAGUUCAACACACAUUUGAAUCUGACUGAUAGCGAGGAUGAUCUUGAAGAAUAUAAAGGAAGUCUGAGUAGGGCCUCACAUUCCAAAAGGCAGAGAUUUAAAUCAGAAUCAGUGGACAUAGAGCCUAUUAACCAGAAGAGGCUCUCUUAUUCUCAAAAAUAACGAAGACUACUUUAUAGCAUCCUUCCCAGUGGACUGAAAUAUUACCAAAGCCAAGCUAGAGGAUCUGGUCAGUCAAGGAGUCGUCAUGGAUGAGAGCCCUGAGUAUGUCGAGCAUGUUUAUAAGAAAGGUAGAAUGCCUGUUAAAAAAUCUUUAUAAUUCGUACACCUAUUAGCAUUUUCA
Messenger RNA from Moneuplotes crassus, 2055 nucleotides. The record is from the annotation of a GenBank genome assembly. Lineage: Eukaryota; Ciliophora; Spirotrichea; Euplotida; Euplotidae.